AUGUUUGAGCGACGGGCGGCUGAUCGCUAUCGUCUGCGAAUGCACCGAGCCCGCUCGGCAGUGCUGACUUCGGACGAAAUAGUUGAAGUUCGCGCCGCCCAGCGAACCUUCGAAGGUGCCUACGUCCGCACUGCCCUCUCUCAGUUCUCCUUCGCCCUCGUCGUCCUGAAGAUCUUCACCGCCGAGUUCUACAGUAUCGGAGCCCUGUUUGCCAUCUAUGGCACCGGUGUCCUCAUGAUUGGUCUGUUCCGCCGCUCGCAGGGAAACCGACAGUUCUUCUCAGAGCUAGGAGAGGAUGGUAUCCAUCGCCACAAAUUCCGGACUAGUGGGAAUGCCGUGUUGGUCCUAACUGUGCUAAGUAUCGCGGCAUACGCGUGCUUGAUCGGCCUGACUCUGAACCUGGGGCCUUAA
Messenger RNA from Penicillium cinerascens, 411 nucleotides. RefSeq lists its product as uncharacterized. Lineage: Eukaryota; Fungi; Ascomycota; Eurotiomycetes; Eurotiales; Aspergillaceae. The coding region runs from base 1 to 411 and encodes 136 amino acids. The transcript has 2 exons. The record is from RefSeq and is a predicted model, not a curated record.